Messenger RNA from Funneliformis geosporum, 1065 nucleotides. Lineage: Eukaryota; Fungi; Glomeromycota; Glomeromycetes; Glomerales; Glomeraceae. The record is from the annotation of a GenBank genome assembly.
AUGCAAUACUCAACUUCUACUACACCAACUAAUUCACCAACUCGACCACCCUUUCAUAAGAAUAGUUCCAUACCUUCUUCCCCUCUCAAUCCCCGAGUCGAAACCAUUGACCCGUUUUCAGAAGUUCCACCUUCUUCUCGUCAUUCGACUCCUCAUCGCUCCAAACGACAGGUUGAUAUUGACAUAAAGGAAUUAAUGAAACUAGAGUCAGAGUUAAAAUGUUUUGUUUGCAAAAACUUUUAUGAUCUCCCAAUGUCAUCAAAGUGUCAACAUACAUUUUGUGCCGGAUGUGCAAAAUUUGAUAGUAAUAAUAAUUUGACUGGAUUAUGUUGCCCUAUUUGUGGGUACUCCUUCACCUCCUUUACACAGUUUUACAAAAAUAUUAUGAUUGAAGAUCUUAUCAAAGAGUAUAAAAACAAUAGUGAAUUAAUAGCGCGUUUAUACACUCUAGGUAAACAAGUCGAAGAAAGAGAGCGUCGUGAUGAAGAGAAAAAGUCUAGGCUGAUAGAAGAUAAAGUGUCAAAAUAUAUGAAAGAAAAACCUUUCAAACUUAAUUCCGAUUUAAUAAAUGGUUCUUCAUUGUUUGAAGAAAAGCCUUUAUUAAAAUUUACACCGGAAAAAUCAAUUAAAAUACAUGUAUAUGAUAGUGAUAGCAAAGAUAGUAACAAGCAGAAUCACAAGAAGAGACGAACAUUUGGUGAUGAUAUUGAAUUAUUUUCCCCGAAUAAGAAUGUUCACCCUCCAAAUAAAUCUCAUGGUAAGAAGCCAAAGGUUGUUUAUAGCUUAAUGAAUGACAGGAAAUUGAAGAAUCUUCUAAAGGAGGAAGGUUUGGCAGCAGAUGGAACUAAAAGUGAAAUGAUAGCUCGUCACUCUUACUAUACAAAUCUUUAUAAUUCAAAUAUUGAUGCGACGAAUCCAAAGAGCAAAGGAGAAUUAUUAAGAGAAAUGAAGAAAUGGGAAAGAGCUCAACAUAGUGAUGAAGCAAAAGAUGCCAACUUGCUUAAGAAAACUUUAACUAAUCAGGAAGGAGUCGAUUCUUAUGAUAUCCUUUUUUUAAUUAUAUGA